AAUAAAAAAUUGUCUUCCUGUUUAGUCAGGUAAAACACACACACACGCACACACAUACAAUUACUGUAACAUGUUCAAGCCUUCAGCAGCAAAAACCACGCAGAGGAUACAACAGGGUCACCAGUGUUCAUGUUUGGCCAUGAACUGGAAUUUUUAAUGACAAAAGCAUUCACAGUUCACUUUCCUUUGUUUGCCAGUGUUAGAAUAAAAUGCCAUUUUAACAUAAAUAUGUUACUGUAUUUGUGCCAGUUAGAUUUAAUUGUUUUGCCAUAUAGAAAUAGUCUUAUGUAUAAGUGGAAGUUAAAGGUCAAUAAAAAUGAAAUAUUGUUAUGCAUUGAAAGCCAAACCACCUCCUUUUUGGAGUUUUUAAGAGAUCCUUUGUAUACUCUUUAACAUGUUUUCUUUCCUUUUUCUCUUGUUUGCUGGACAGUUGGAACUUAUUCAUCAAAUCAUGAUCUUUGUUGGUUUUCAGACUGGGGAUAUUCCUCACUAAAUGAGCUAAUUUCCUUAUCUAAUGUUUAACUAGUGGUAAGUAACCAUGGUGUUAAUUACACAAUAACAGUACAGUAUUGAUAACUUAUAAUGCAGCCAUAACAGCCAUCAUGUUAUUUCUAAUCAGGGCUACAGCAAUAUCAUCAAUAAUCCAGGCUUGAACCAACCGUGUUUGUUUACAACCUCUGAUGGACUGAAGUACAUCAACCAGUUCAGCCAUGCAUGAUCGUGCGCAUCAUGUUGUACACAUGAACUGCAGGUGUCGUCAGUGUUUGUGCGAUGUAUACUGUAAGUGCUUGUGACUCUCGGACGCCAUACUCUGUAAAAUUUGGAUUGGAUUAACUUGCCUUCCUUUGUGUUUAAACAGAACUUCCUUUUUAUACCGUGAGUAAGGGAGUGUUGUUGUUUUUUUCGGGAAUUACUUGAGAUAUGGUUUGAGGAUUUUUUUCAAUAUUGUCUCGCAAUAAACACCUUUUGGACUCAUUAAUACUGCUCUUUGUGUGAUUAGAUCACCAUGACAGACACAGUGAGUAAACAAAUCGGAAAGACUCAAACUGCUUUCCAAACUUGCUUCCAUCAAAGUCUCUUCGUUGGGGACUAUGGGGGACUGUUUUAAGGAUGGUGGAACAUAACUAAGCAUAUUUACUCACGUAGAAGGGACAUUUUUCUGCAUUCAAAACUUUAAGUACAUUUUCCUGAUUAUACUUACAUACAUACUUGCAAUUGGGAAUUUUUACAUUGUUGUAUUGGUACCUUUGUGGUUGUGGCCACUGCUGGCAUUGAGUCAGCAGUGGGAGAAAAAAAAAAUGCAGUUUGACCUCCCUGCCGGCAGGUGUCAGUGUUACAAACAUCACCGACUGACCGCAUUCGACUUGAAUUUUGUGUUACUGAUGCUUCCUUGAACUUUGACCCCUAAGUAACCUUCAUUGGCGUACAUGUGCGAUAACGGAGCUGUCUACUCUCCGUGGAAGCUGUAUAUUAUUAUAUAAUGGCUAAAUAUCUUGCACAGAUCAUUGUGAUGGGAGCGCAGGUGGUGGGACGUGCAUUUGCUCGUGCUUUACAACAAGAAUAUGCAGCGAGCCAAGCAGCAGCGCGGGCCAGGAGCCGCACAGGUCAGCAAUCCGCCGCAGCCUCCAGCAUCACUGGCAUGAGCCUGCAAGAGGCGCAGCAAAUCCUCAACAUCUCCACACUCACCCCCGAGGAGAUUCAGAAGAACUACGAGCACCUUUUUAAAGUCAAUGACAAGUCAGUGGGUGGUUCAUUUUACAUUCAAUCAAAAGUGGUGCGGGCUAAAGAGCGUCUGGACGAGGAGCUAAGUAUUCAGUCACAACAACAAAACCAAAAGUCACAGCAGAAUACAGAAACAUGAAGUACAAAAUGAUGCUCGCCCUGUCUUUCCUCUCCCUGUCCUCUGUAAAUUAUAACCCAAUAAAAACCUUCUCCUUUUCUCUAGUCUUGACUUUAUAGACAUUUUAAGGCAACAAAUGUCAUUCUAAGACCGUGAGGCACAUACUGUAGUCAUAAGUAAAUGCGUUUAUUGUUCUUUUUAUUGUCGUAUGUCAGAUGUUAUAUAUACUUUGCAGUGAUCUAAAUCCACAAAGAAAUGCUUUUAUUUAUAUAACAGUUUUCAGCUGCAGUGGUUCAGAUGAAAUGAUCAACACUGAUUCAAACUGCUUCUUGUUGACUGUUAAUCAGGGUAAUAUUCAGGUGAAGUGAUGCUGCUAUAGAGGGGCUGAAUCACAUGGACCUGAAUGCUUUAAUUGUGAUGAAUGUGUACAUUUCUAUAACUUCAGUUGUUUGGGAUGGAAAUGAAAACACAAGCUGUAUCAAAUGCAACUUUAUUAAACAUUUCUUUUUUCAUUGA
Molecule: messenger RNA, 2356 nt
Organism: Toxotes jaculatrix (banded archerfish)
Lineage: Eukaryota; Metazoa; Chordata; Actinopteri; Toxotidae
Gene: pam16
Product: presequence translocase associated motor 16
Exons: 5
Coding region: 1481-1861 (126 amino acids)
Biological process (GO): protein import into mitochondrial matrix
Cellular component (GO): TIM23 mitochondrial import inner membrane translocase complex
Source: RefSeq, a predicted model, not a curated record